GCGCGCGCAGACACCCGGUAUAAAUGCCUCAGGUUGCCAUUCUCCCGCUCGCAGUGUGUGCUUGAUCGUUAGUGUGACCACAACCGUGCAAGGACUUACAAAGAUGUAUUCAAGGUGUUUAAUAGUGCUUGCUGCCAUUGGCGUGGCGAUGGGCCAAGAAUCCUUUAAAUGUCCCGACGAUUUCGGCUUCUACCCUCACCACGUAUCAUGCGACAAAUACUGGAAGUGCGACAACGGUGUAGCUGAGCUGAAAACAUGCGGAAACGGUCUCGCCUUUGACGCCACCGACUCCAAGUACCUCACCGAGAACUGCGACUACCUCCACAAUGUUGAGUGCGGAGAGAGGACACAGCUUGAGCCCCCAAUCGGGACGCCCCACUGCCAGAGACUGUACGGUAUCUUCCCGGACGAGCAGAAAUGCGACGUUUUCUGGAACUGCUGGAACGGCGAGGCUUCUCGCUACCAGUGCAGCCCUGGACUCGCCUACGACAGGGAGGCCCGUGUGUGCAUGUGGGCUGAUCAGGUCCCUGAAUGCAGGAACGAGGAGGUCGCGAACGGUUUCGCUUGCCCCAACCCCGGCGAGGUCUCCAACGCCGGCUCCUUCAGCCGUCACGCGCACCCCGAAGACUGCCGCAAGUACUACAUCUGCCUCGAGGGCGUUGCCCGCGAGUACGGCUGCCCCAUUGGCACGGUGUUCAAGAUCGGUGAUGCCGACGGCACCGGCAACUGCGAAGACCCCGAGGAUGUUCCCGGAUGCGAGGACUAUUAUGGAGACGUGGACCUGAAAGCGCUGAAGAAACUGGGAUUCUGAAUGAUGAGAAGCGGCUCCAAAGACAGACUUAAAUUCAAUCUCUUCGACUUGUUAUGAUAUGCCUCUUCAGUUAGUUGACAGUUACUUAGGCUGAUAGGCACUCAAGAUUUAAAGCUGGCAUUUAGGUAUUGGGCUCAAAGGGGUUUAGCUACAGUAUUGAUUACUUAGUGCUUCACACUCGGAAUAUACUUGGAUAUUGUAAUUUGAGCUACCUAAUAUGCCUGCGUAACUCUCGUUUGCGAAACAUGUUAUAGAAAGAAAUAUAACAUUAAAUAGUGUUAUUAUUUAGUUUAAGGGAACUUAAUGGCACUUAUUUAAGCUUUCAAAAUUACCUCCGAGGUUUCGUGGUCUCGGAGAAGUCUUCUGCGUUAAAAUAAAGAAUAAUGUGUGAAAAUGGUGAAAGUUUAAAUCAGUGAACACAACAUAUUUGACAAAGUUUUCUUCUUGGGGCAAAUGUUUGAAACGAACUUAAAACUUCACUAAAGGUUCGAAUUGUUGAAUUUGGCAACUGCCAUGAUGGUACUUAACUAAUAUAUACAUUUAAUUGUGGAGAGAAGCCACACACACAACAGCCUGGUAUAUACCUAGGUACAUGAGACUGUCGCCGUUGUUUAGAAUCAAGAAUGCUUAUCUCUAUUACUUUAAUGUGUGUUAUUCGCUCAUUCGUCUUGUGUUUCAUAUGCUUCUGUUUAAAUUAAAGAUCAUGUACCCGUCUGUCUGAAGAGGCGCGCAAAUCAUUAUGUUUUCAAACUAGUUUUUAAUUGUGUAUACUCAUUUACACGGAUUUUUUGACAAUAAUUUUAUCAUCUGGAAGAUUUAUAAUUGUUGCCAAAAAAAUUACUUGCAUUGCAAUGUUUUGAUUCUGACGCCUAAAGUCGGAUUUUAGUCAUAUCUUAGUUUACGGUUAGUUUAGGCUAGAUUUACGAGUGAAAUUGGUACUGUAAAUAAACUUUCUAUUUUCUAUAA
Molecule: messenger RNA, 1777 nt
Organism: Cydia strobilella
Lineage: Eukaryota; Metazoa; Arthropoda; Insecta; Lepidoptera; Tortricidae
Gene: Gasp
Product: protein obstructor-E
Exons: 5
Coding region: 104-811 (235 amino acids)
Cellular component (GO): extracellular region
Molecular function (GO): chitin binding
Source: RefSeq, a predicted model, not a curated record